CGGCCAUGUUUCCGAAACACAAACAACAAGACUAGCACACACACUCUCUCACACACACAUAUACAUUGAUGCGACCGUUGGAAGAAGGCGAGGAAGAACAAAAAUACGACAUUGAGCACGGAGCGAGCACGGGAGUUCGAUUGUGUCGAAUGCGUUUACAAGUGUUCGGAGAAUAGCCUACAAUGCGUGCAGUACAUUGGCUGUAGGCGACGCAGCCCGGGAGGUGCUUGUGUUUCGGAACAAGUAAAGGGGCGCAGAGGAAAGGACAGGAAGUCAAGGCAUUACCUGGAGGGUCUCUGCCAAUCCACGUUUUAGUCGGAGCGAGCGAGAAAGGCACCGAGAAAAGGGAAGGAACAGGAGUGCGUGUCGCCUCUGCUCUCGGCAGCUGUUCCAGCAGCCAGCUUUCUUUUUGUUUUUGUUUUUUUUGUUUUGUUUAUUUUUUGUCGGCUGUAGCCUGUGACUUUGCAAAUGUUCCUUUUUGGAUGAAGUGGUUCAGGUUGGGACCUUAAAUGUGAGAUCUAACUGCUGUAAAAACCCAGAGUGCGAAGGAUAUCGAAACAAAAAUCCUAGCAAUUCUUCUAUUUUCUUGUUCCAUUGAUGAUUUCCAAAGUUUUCUUUUCAAUGUUUUACAACCUUAAUCGGCUGUGAGUAGCAGGAGCUUCCAUUCUCCAAUCAGUGGUCGGAGACCUUCCUUACCGAUCACGGACUGAUAACCCGGUACCUCUCAAGCACCUACAACUGGCAGCUAUUCUUGUGGAUGUGUAUUUUUUUGGGGAGGGGGGGAGCCCUGUGACCACAGCUUAAGCACCACUCAGCCUUCAAGUCACCCAAGCCUAACUAAACCUAGCCAGCUCCAGCCUGGUCCUGCCCAGUCCUGCCUGCUCCGAAAUAUCUGGACAGGAUACUCGUUUCUGUGUGGACGUGAAGAACAUGACUGCUGAGACUCUCAACUUUGGCCCAGAAUGGCUACGUGCACUGUCCAGUGGGGGGAGUGUGACGUCCCCCCCUCCCUCCCCCGCCAUGCCAAAGUACAAGCUGGCCGAUUACCGCUACGGCCGAGAGGAGAUGUUAGCACUUUAUAUCAAAGACAACAAGGUCCCGGAGGAGAUGCAGGAUAAGGAGUUUGCUGCUGUUCUGCAAGAAGAGCCCAUGCAGCCAUUGGCACUGGUGCCUCUCACUGAGGAGGAGCAGAGGAACUUCUCCAUGUCUGUAAAUAGCGUGGCUGUGCAGCGGCUCUUGGGUCGGCCGGCGGGCGGAGCUUCCCCGGCCGGUGCGGUCCGAGGACGAGGCGCCACACGGGGCAGCAGAGGCCGGGGCCGUGGGGAAGGUGGAUUCUACCAAAGAAGUAUUGAAGAUGCCGAGGUGAGCUUUGGACGAAGUUCCAGAGAGAUACAUCGUAGCCAGAGUUGGGAUGACCGAGGUGAGCGUCGCUUUGAGAAACCGCUCCGGCGGGAGGGGGGCCGUCCCGGCUUCGAAGAGUCUGCAGGUCCUGGGGGCCCUGGAAGGAAGGAGUACACAAGGGCUGACAGCGAUAACUGGCGCACCCUCCGGGAGGAGCAAGAAGGGGAGGAGCCCGAGCCGGGAAGCAACUGGAGAGUCGCCGGACCUCGCAGAGACGACGGCGGUCCCCGCUCAGCAGGCUGGCGGGAUCACGGCUGUCCGGGCGACAGUCGCCGGCGCAAGUUUGAUUUUGAUUUCGGAGGUUCCGAAGCCGGGGGCCCCGGCCGUCGGCGCGCGGGGAGCGACGGGCCUGAAGACGAUAGGGACGGCCUUCCUGAGUGGUGCAUGGAUGAAGAGGAUGGCGGAAUGGGAACGUUUGACUCCUCUGGGGCGUUCAUGCCAAUGAAGAAGAGUGGCAAGGAUACAAUCUUAGAGGAGGAGUUUAAGGGCAUUGAGGAAGAAGAGGAGGAGAGUCUUCCUGACGCCGAGAGGAUCGACGGCGAUAAAGAUAAAGAGAGUAAAGAAGCCACAUCGGCUUCAGUUGAUGCGGAGGCAAAGCCAGCGGCGACUUCCUCCUCCCCUCCUACCCAUUGUGCCCCUCCAUCCCUGGAGCCCCAGGCCAGCAACCGCGGUCCACCAGCCGACAACGCUCAGCUGAGCAACAGCCACCCUUUAAAAGAUAGUAGCGCACCAAGCGAAGAUAUGGCUCUGGUUGUAGGAUCCAAGACCCAAGCGGGCCCAAACACUGCCUCCUCUUCCGUGCUGCCUCCACCACCCCCAUCUUCUGCUGCUCCCCUCCCGCCUACAUCCGGGGUUGGAGACGCUGAGGACGAUGAGGGCAUGAAACACCUGCAACAGGAGGCAGAGAAGAUGGUGGCGUCGCUGCAGGACACAUCUUUAGAAGAAGAGUGUUUUACGCAGGCUCUGCAGCAGCAGCAGCUGGAGAGCAGGAACACCGCAGCCGCUCUGCCCCUGUCACACGAGGCAGCCAUGAAGUGGUUCUACAAAGACCCGCAGGGAGAGAUUCAGGGUCCGUUUACCACCGUGGAGAUGUGCGAAUGGUUCCAAGCUGGCUACUUUACCAUGACCCUCUUGGUCAAGCGGGGCUGCGACGAGGGCUUCCAACCCCUGGGCGAAGUCAUCAAGAUGUGGGGCCGCGUGCCCUUCGCCCCGGGUCCCUCCCCGCCGCCCCUGCUGGUGAGACAGCCACCACCAACGCAGCGCCCGCAGCCCACCCGGGGGCCCGCCGGGACUGUGAGUCAGAGCUCAGCCAACAUAGACGAUGGGAAGGGGUGGAUGCAGAAGGGAGGGAAGAUGGAUAGACAGGCCACGGGAAACCUGGAUCAAGAGCGUCUGAAAAAACAGCAGGAGCUGGCGGCGGCAGCUCUUUAUCAGCAGUUGCAGCAGCAACAAUUGUUUCAGCUCAUUAACAGAUGCAGUGAGCAGGGUAUGAUGCCUUCGAUGAACAGGUCGAUGUCAGUGCCAGAUACAGGGUCCAUGUGGGACAUGCAUACCUCAGCUUCACAGCCGUCAGGUGGUGAAGCCAGUCUUUGGGACAUAACAAUGAAUCCUUCUACUCAGGGUCCAACUCUGGAACAGCUUCAAAAGCUCCAGCAGGAGAGGCGAGAUGCUGAACUCAGGGCGAAGCGGGAGGAAGAGGAGCAACGCAAAAGGAGGGAAGAGAAGAGGAGACAACAGGAGGAACAAAAACGAAGGGAGGACGAGGAUCUCUUCAGACGCAAGCAGCUUCAGUGUCGUCAGCAGCAGGAGCUGAUAAUGAAGCUGCUGCAACAGGGUCCCCAGCAGGCAGGCGGCUCCAGCUGGAGCGGGGCUUCUUCCUCCGGGCUCUCUAAAACUGGGAAGCCCCAAAGUCUGACUCUGCUGGAGAUGCAGCAGGAGACGGAAAGGCUCCUGAAGCAGCAGCACCAACAGCAGAGAGCGCAGCAGCAGAGGGAGCGGCACUCGGGCAUGUCAAUGGGAAGUUCGUCCAUGGGAAGCCAGUGGGUGGACAGCGUUGGCAUCUGGGGAGGUCCUGGAGGCAUGGAGGGCAAAAGUGGGAGUAUGGGCAUGUGGGAAGAGGCUGUGAAGAACCAGGGGAGCCUGCGCGGCAACGGCAACAAUAACCUGGGCUUGAAGAACAGUCGCAGCAGCCCUUCACUCAGCGAGCAGUACAUGAUGCGUCGUAAGCGGACGGAUGAGGAGGAGAAGCUGCUAAAGCUCUUGCAGGGCAUGAAGCCUCAAGAUGGCUUCACUACCUGGUGUGAGCAGAUGCUGCACGCCCUCAACACCUCCGCUUGCAACUCCUCUUCUCCGGAUGUUGCUACGAUUGUGGCUUACCUGAAGGAGGUGGAGUCUCCCUAUGCAGUGCUGGACUUCAUCCGGUCCUACCUGGGGGACACCGUGGAAGCCAAAGAGUUCGCCAAACAGUUUCUGGAACGACGUGCCAAACAGAAAGCCAACCAACAGAGACAACAGCAGCAGCUAUCAAAAGAGGUGGCUGGCCUGAACAUGAACUUCCCUCUGCAGGACUCAAUGCGAGGAAUGAAUGCAAGCGCCCUGCAGUCCAUGUUUCAAGCCAACCACAUGGGCAAGGUUGGUCUCUACGACAGCCAAGGAGGGAAGAUGAAAAAAAAACAGCCCGUGAUGCUGCACACUGAUCCCAGCAUCUUAGGCUACUCAUUCCACAGUACGGCCGAGUGUCUGAGCCUGAAUGAGAUGGAGAUGGUGGAGGAUUACUGAUGUGACGCAGCGCAGCAGCAAUAGCUACCUGAGGCCUUCUUGUCUUUUAAUCAGACAAACCUGAUGAUGAAUGUGCACUGCUAGGGGAACCCGGGGGUGGGGACCGGGGUGGUCA
Molecule: messenger RNA, 4294 nt
Organism: Corythoichthys intestinalis (scribbled pipefish)
Lineage: Eukaryota; Metazoa; Chordata; Actinopteri; Syngnathiformes; Syngnathidae
Gene: gigyf1a
Product: GRB10 interacting GYF protein 1a
Exons: 24
Coding region: 931-4179 (1082 amino acids)
Biological process (GO): insulin-like growth factor receptor signaling pathway
Cellular component (GO): cytosol
Molecular function (GO): protein binding
Source: RefSeq, a predicted model, not a curated record